Molecule: messenger RNA, 852 nt
Organism: Papaver somniferum (opium poppy)
Lineage: Eukaryota; Viridiplantae; Streptophyta; Magnoliopsida; Ranunculales; Papaveraceae
Exons: 1
Coding region: 1-852 (283 amino acids)
Molecular function (GO): RNA-DNA hybrid ribonuclease activity; nucleic acid binding
Source: RefSeq, a predicted model, not a curated record
AUGAAUUUGUCUAGGUUUGUCAAUGGUAUUCAAACAGAUUGUCUUUUGUGCUGUCAAGAGAAAGAAACGGUUUUUCAUUUAUUAUUUGAAUGUAUUAAGACACAGUUGGUUUUCGAGACAGCUGGCUUGGGUGCUUACAGUAUCUCUCAAGGAUCUGAUAUCUUGCAGAUUAUAAAAAACUGGAUGGAAGAUAAUAUGGAUCAAAAAUUUAUUCGCAAGAUGUGCAUCCUUUGGAAUAUUUGGAAAUCCAGAAACGAUAUUGUCUUUUCUGAAGGUAGGUUUUUGGUUGAUAUCAUUUUAAGGAAUGCUAAUCGAGAUUUCAAGUUAUGUUUGGAUAAUAUUACUGAAACUGGUCGCAAUCAUAUCACCCGGUUUCAACAGUGGAAUCCUCUGGAUUUCCCUUAUAUCAAAGUCCACAUUGAUGCGGCUUUCAUCCCCAAUAAUGCAGCAGCAGGGGCAGUGGCUAUGGAUCAUAGUUCAACCUUCAUGGGAUGUGCUUGGAUAACUUUUGAUGCUACUUCUCCUAUGCUGGCAGAAACAAUUGCGUGCAAAUUGGGAAUGGAAUUCAGUUUAGAAAAGGGUUUCAAGAAAAUCAUAAUAGAAGGUGAUGCAUCUAAUGUGACAAUGGCAGUGCAAGGUGAUAUAAGACAGAUUCCGUGGAGUAUUCGAUCAGAAGUACUUAAAAUUAAGGAUCUAAUCUCUUCAUUUGAUAAUGUAAAAUUUCAGCAUGUUUUCAAAAGUGCAAACUCUAUGGCACCCUUAUUAUGUCAACAUGCUAUGCAUGACUCUGUAAAUAGAAGGUGGAAUGCGAAUUUUCCAUCGCUUUGUAUCUCUUCAAACCUCACUCACUGA